Molecule: messenger RNA, 755 nt
Organism: Amaranthus tricolor (Joseph's coat)
Lineage: Eukaryota; Viridiplantae; Streptophyta; Magnoliopsida; Caryophyllales; Amaranthaceae
Product: zinc finger BED domain-containing protein DAYSLEEPER-like
Exons: 2
Coding region: 35-727 (230 amino acids)
Molecular function (GO): DNA binding; protein dimerization activity
Source: RefSeq, a predicted model, not a curated record
GGGAAGGAAUUAUCCAACAGCAAACUUGUAUUUGAUGAAUGUCUGGUCAAUUGAGUCUCUCAUAUUGAGUUAUUGUAAUAUUGAGGAUGAGUCGAUAAGCAAUAUGGCGAAGGGCAUGAAGGCUAAAUUUGAUAAGUAUUGGGAAAACUAUAGCAUGAUUCUUUCCAUGGCUGCCAUUUUAGAUCCUCGCUUAAAACUUCAAUAUGUGAAGUUUUGUUUUGUGCAAUUAGAUGGUAGAAGUGCUGAAUAUAAGACUGAGAAAGUGAAAGAAAGUCUCUUCAAGCUAUUUGAAGAGUAUUCACAAGUUGAUAUUUCUCCCCUUGGUUGUACUAGAGUUGGAAGCGGGAAUGCAAGUCUUGCUGCGUUUUCAUCUUAUGAGAAUUCUUCUUCUCAAGGUAGAACACAACUAGAUGACUACUUAGGUGAGCAUAAAUUGGAUCCUUUGUCGGAUUUGGAUGUUCUUGGUUGGUGGAAGGAUAAUGCUAAAAGGUUUCCACAAGUUGCAAGUAUGGCAAGAGAUUUGUUAAGUAUUCCAAUUACUACUGUUGCUUCCGAGUCGAGUUUUAGCUUGGGAAGUAGGAUACUAACAAAAUGGAGAGCUUCCUUACUACCGGAGAGUGCCGAGACUUUGGUCACAACCCGAAGUUGUCUAUAUGGAUAUGAUGUUGAAAAUGGUAAAUUGUCUUUCUUUUUUUGCAUUUUGAGAAAUAAAGAGAUUCAUAGCUAAUUAAAUAGUUCGUUUUUUAUUUGUGUGA